AAAAGCUCACUCUCAGAAACCAAGAGGGCAUCAAACCCUUUCUCUGAGCACCAAUGGCACGGUAUCUUCUCGCUCCCACCUCCACCUCCUCUGCCCUCCUCCCCAAGGAUGCCGCCAAGAACUCGCCGCCGUCGCGGACCCUCCGCCUCCCCGUGCUUGGCUCCAGGUCCGGCAAGGCGCGCCCCAUCAUGGCAGUGGCGUCGGAGCAGACGGCCACUCCCGCGAAGUAUCCCAAGGUGGCCGCCCCCACCACCGGCCCGAUCCCCGCCGCCGAGCUGCUCGGCGUCAUCGAGGCCGCCGCAAAAGCUGGGGCCGAUGUUAUAAUGGAAGCUGUUAAUAAACCACGCAAUAUCCACUAUAAAGGUGUUGCAGACUUGGUGACAGACACAGAUAAGUUGAGUGAAUCAGUGAUUCUGGAAGUUGUCACGAAGAACUUCAAAAACCACCUCAUACUUGGGGAGGAAGGUGGCUUUAUUGGAGAUUCCUUGUCUGAGUAUCUCUGGUGCAUUGACCCUUUAGAUGGAACAACAAACUUUGCACAUGGUUAUCCCAGCUUUUCUGUGUCCAUUGGGGUUCUCUUCCGUGGAAAGCCUGCUGCUUCCACUGUGGUGGAGUUUUGUGGUGGGCCUAUGUGCUGGAGCACCCGUACAAUUUCUGCAUCUUCUGGUGGAGGAGCUUAUUGUAAUGGGCAGAAAAUUCAUGUCAGUCAAACAGACAAGGUGGAGCAAUCCCUUCUUGUCACAGGGUUUGGAUAUGACAAUGAUGAUGCCUGGAUAACCAACAUAAUUUUUUUUAAAGAAUUUACUGACAUUAGCAGAGGAGUGCGAAGGCUAGGGUCUGCUGCUGCUGACAUGUCUCAUGUUGGGCUGGGCAUUACAGAAGCCUAUUGGGAAUACAGGCUUAAGCCAUGGGAUAUGGCUGCUGGUGUCCUGAUAGUUGAAGAAGCUGGUGGGGUGGUAACACACAUGGAUGGUGGAGCAUUUACAGUCUUUGAUCGUUCUGUUCUUGUUUCCAAUGGUCUUAUUCAUGGACAGCUUUUGGAUCGGAUUCGGCCUCCUAUUGAAGAUCUUAAGAAGAAAGGAAUCGAUUUUUCAUUGUGGUUCAAACCAGACAAGUACCCAACCGAUCCCAAUCAGCUCCAAUCGAUUGGAUCCAAUCCAUCCGUCCCGUGUUCAUCUCUUUCUCGGUCUCUCCUCUCUCUCUCGUGCCUGGCGCACGAACCGCCGCGGCUCCACGCCGGAGCGGGAGCGCCGCCGCCCGCCGCUGCUCCAAGGCGCGGGACCCGCUCAAGUUCUACUUCCCGCUGCUCCUCUGCCAUGUCUGCACCGUCUUCGCGCUCUCCCGCUCCAUCCACGCCCUGCCCCGCCGCGCCAACGUCCACCUCGUCAUCUCCCAGAUCCUUGCCGGCGCGCUGCUCGAGCCGUCCUUCCUCGGCAAGGUGCUCCUGCAUCCUUGGAGCAGCGGCGGGCGUUGGCGCUCCUGCAGCGGUGGCCGGGGGAGCUCCUGCAGCAGCGGGCGGGCGGCAGGGGCGACGCGCUGCAGCGGCGGCCGGCGCUCCAGCCUCCAGGGAACCGAGACAGCAGAGACACGAGAGGAGAGAGAGGAGAGACCGGGAGAGAGAUGAAGGGGCGCACGGUUGGAUUGGAUCCAAUCGGAUUGGAUCAGGGGCAAAACGGGCAGUUCAUGUGCCAUGUAAAAGGAAAACGAUAAAGAAAUUCGCAAAAUCAAGAAAAGAAGGAGAAAUCUCCCAUUUAAUGUCAAAACAAGUGAGGCACACGAAUUUGAGGUUAAGGGUUGAGGCUCCAGCGCAUUACUUGAUUACAAGACCGAGAUGGAAACUAUGUGCUUGUAGAAACGUAUUGCAAGAAGCUGCCUCACAUGAUGCAAAGGUGAAUUCCUCUAGCCAUAGUGAGAGGAAGAACCGGAAAAAGGAGGGCGCUUACAUUGACAAAGAUGGUGUAGCAAGAACCUUCGAUCGAAAGAAAAUAUCCAGAAAGAGAGGGGGUGCUAUCAAGGGCCGAGGUUGGAAGUACGGCUCUGGGUUUGUUGAUGGAGUUUUCCCAGUGCUCAGUCCAAUGGCCCAGGAUAUCCUAGAAUUUGUGCAGAAAGGGACCGACGUUGCCAAAAUAUGGGAGUCACUGGACAAAAUUCCUCCUGCACACGAUCUUUGGGAUGACAUUGUCAAUGUUGCUGUCCAGCUCCGUCUGAACCGACAGUGGGAACCCAUCAUCACAGUUUGUGAGUGGAUUCUGUACUGGAGUUCGUUCCGGCCCGACAUCAUCUGCUACAACCUGCUCAUAGAUGCAUAUGGCCGAAAGCGUGAGCUGAGCAAGGCAGAAUCCAUUUACAUGGCUCUUCUGGAGGCUAAUUGUGUGCCUACAGAGGACACCUAUGCUCUUCUCUUGCGUGCUUACUGCAAUGCUGGACAACUGCACCGAGCAGAGGGCGUGAUUUCAGAGAUGCAGGAGAAUGGGAUUCCUCCAAGUGCAACUGUAUAUAAUGCCUACCUUGACGGCCUACUGAAAGCAAGGUGUACCGAAAAGGCGGUCGAAGUGUACCAAAGGAUGAAGAAGGAGCGCUGCAGAACUAACACGGAGACUUACACGCUGACGAUCAAUGUAUACGGAAAGGCAAAGCAACCAAUGUCAUCGUUAAAAGUCUUCAGCGAGAUGAAGACGAUCGGGUGCAAGCCCAACAUCUGCACCUACACUGUGCUGGUGAAUGCGUUCGCGAAGGAAGGCCUCUGCGAGAAGGCAGAGGAGGUGUUUGAGGAGAUGCAGCAGGCUGGGCAUGAACCUGACGUGUACGCCUACAAUGCCCUCAUGGAAGCUUACAGUCGAGCAGGGUUCCCACAGGGCGCAUCUGAGAUCUUCUCUUUGAUGGAGCACAUGGGGUGUGAGCCUGACAGAGCCUCAUACAACAUCUUGGUGGAUGCUUAUGGGAGAGCUGGUCUUCAUCAAGAGGCAGAGGCUGCGUUCCAAGAACUGAAGCAAGUGGGCUUGCGGCCGACGAUGAAGUCGCACAUGCUGCUCCUGUCCGCGCACGCCAAGGCCGGCAACGUGUCCAGGUGCGAGGAGGUGAUGGUGCAGCUGCACAAGUCCGGGCUGCGGCCGGACACCUUCGCCCUCAACGCCAUGCUCAACGCGUACGGCCGGGCCGGGCGGCUCGACGACAUGGAGCGGCUCGUCGCGGCCAUGGAGAGGCGCGACGGCGGCGCCGCGGACAUCGGCACGUACAACGUGCUGGUGAACGUGUACGGGCGCGCGGGGUACCUGGACCGGAUGGAGGCGGCGUUCGGCACGGUGGUGGCCAGGGGCCUCGCCGCCGACGUGGUGACGUGGACGUCGCGCAUCGGCGCGUACGCAAGGAAGGAGUACGGGCGGUGCCUGGAGAUCUUCGAGGAGAUGGUGGACGCCGGGUGCUACCCGGACGCCGGCACGGCGAAGGUGCUCCUCGCGGCGUGCUCCGACGAGCAGCAGGUAGAGCAGGUCACGGCCAUCGUCAGGUCCAUGCACAAGGACGCCAAGACGCUUUUCAAACUAUGAGAUCAACACGAGUUGAAGCAUAGCAUCACGUUGUUACACAUGAACAUGAAUUUCUUUUCAACAAGUGCGACUACUAGAGUAGUGGAAGUCUAGUGUAUAUGAAUAUGAAUUGCCAAGUGCAAGUUUGACAAAUAGGAAUCAUAAUGUCAUUCAUGCUUGCACUGCCGGAA
Messenger RNA from Panicum virgatum (switchgrass), 3715 nucleotides. RefSeq lists its product as uncharacterized. The record is from RefSeq and is a predicted model, not a curated record. NCBI's taxonomy places the organism in Eukaryota, Viridiplantae, Streptophyta, Magnoliopsida, Poales, Poaceae. The coding region runs from base 54 to 3545 and encodes 1163 amino acids. The transcript has 19 exons. Gene Ontology annotation, biological process: phosphatidylinositol phosphate biosynthetic process. Gene Ontology annotation, molecular function: inositol monophosphate 1-phosphatase activity; protein binding.